Drepanopeziza brunnea f. sp. 'multigermtubi' MB_m1 is the source of this 3678-nucleotide messenger RNA. RefSeq lists its product as uncharacterized. The record is from RefSeq and is a predicted model, not a curated record. Gene Ontology annotation, biological process: regulation of small GTPase mediated signal transduction; signal transduction. Lineage: Eukaryota; Fungi; Ascomycota; Leotiomycetes; Helotiales; Drepanopezizaceae. Gene Ontology annotation, molecular function: GTPase activator activity. Gene Ontology annotation, cellular component: cytoplasm.
AUGAGUCCCCAAUCGGAGGGAGGCCUGGGGGACAAUCACCACCAGGGUGGCCAGUAUAAGGCAUACGACCCAGAUAGAGACACGACUCCCGCAGACUAUGAACAUCAACUACAUCCAGCGGAUAACGGGCGAUACCAGUCUGAGAGAGACCUUCAGGAGACACUCCCGAGACCAAAUGGCACGUUAGAGCCGGACAAUAGGCUAGCUGCAUCCCCAUCUGGAAGCACGAAUAGAAGAGAGAGAGACAGAGAAGGCGGGCCAAAGCGAAGUGGAGAGCGAAACAGAUCGCGGACAAAACCCAACGGGAGAACUGGCUCUGGGCAGAUCAGAAUCUGCAAGAAGUGUAAUGAGGCUUUGACUGGCCAGUUUGUUCGUGCAUUGGAGGGGACAUUCCAUUUAGACUGUUUUAGAUGCCAGGACUGUGGUGAAAUAGUAGCGUCGAAAUUCUUCCCAGUUGAUGACGAGCAGAACGGAAGUCAAUACCCCCUAUGCGAGACUGAUUACUUUCGGCGGCUGGACUUGAUAUGCUACAAAUGUGACGGCGCUCUCCGUGGAUCCUACAUCACGGCUCUUGAUAGGAAGUACCAUAUCGACCAUUUCACCUGUUCAGCUUGUACGACAAUAUUCGGAGCCCAAGACAGUUACUACGAGCAUGCUGGGCAGGUAUACUGUCACUACCAUUAUUCAACACGUUUCGCUCAGAGGUGUAAUGGGUGCCAUACUGCGAUUCUGAAGCAGUUCGUCGAGAUCUUCAGGAAUGGUCAGAAUCAACAUUGGCACCCUGAGUGCUACAUGAUCCACAAAUUCUGGAACGUCAGACUGGCCCCCUCACAGGAUAAACUGCCCGCUCCUCAGGAGAAGCGUCCCUCUAUGGAAGAGAACCCUGAUCAGGAACAGGAAGAGCCUCAACCGGAGAUUGAGGAUACAACAGAUGAAGCAGGUCGGAACGCAGUUCGAGACAAAGAGGAGCAAAUGGAAGAGAAAGUGUACAAGAUUUGGAGCAACCUCUCGACCUUCGAAGAAUCUUCCGCUGCUUGCAUCUCCGACAUGCUCUUGCAUGUAAGCAAUGGCGCGUAUAUGGACGGUGUCAUGGUUGCCAAGAAGUUCAUAUGUCAUGUGGAUGUCCUGUUUCGCUCUGCAGAUAAGUUAGAUGAGACCAUGACCCAGGUCGGGCCCAAAGGUCUGUCUUACUCACGGGAGGCAAAGCUGCUCUGCAAGAAGAUCGUGGCCUUCUUCAACCUCCUCAAGCUCAGCCAAGAAGGUGGUGUCCGGAAACUUGGUGUUACUCAAGAGCUUCUGGCACUGGUCACUGGUCUGGCCCACUACCUGAAACUCCUGAUUCGGAUAUGUCUCCAAGGAUCUUUGAAAGUUGAACGAGAGCACGAGGCCUCGGAGUGCCUGCAGCAAUUCCUCGAUGACCUUGGCGACAUGGAAGCCAUCAGAAAUGACGACCGGUCUCUCGAGGCAGCCACAGGAACUUCAAACCUCGCAAGCUCGUUUCGCGACUUGUGUGCUGUUUGCAAGAAGAAUGUCGAAGACGAUUGUGCCCGUCUAGGAGAAUUGAGGUACCAUCUGGGUUGUCUGAAAUGCACCAAUUGCAAAGAAGACCUGGGCCACGAUCUAGAAGAUGUCACUUGGUGCGAACAUGACAAGCGAGUUUUCUGCGUCCCUUGCCAGAGCCUCGCUAGAGGUCCAGUCAGUGUGGGUUUCCAGCGUGUCACAAGACUGCAGCAGUUUACUUUCCUCCUGCGUGUCUCCCUGGCCAGACUCCUCGAGCAGCUGCGAACAGGCAGCACAGUACCUCGCAGCUCCGAUGAUCCGAAUUUGAACGCCUACGAUUCCUCCGCAGGACAUCGCUCAACUGGUAACAAGGAUAUACCGCUUCUCAGUUCGGAAAAUCGUUCAAGAUCCCACGGGGGCCCUUCGGAUGAGAAACGUGCAUCUUCUUCGUAUGAGAACACUCUCAAUGAUGUUCGACGACUGCGAAGUACACGGAUGGACAAGCACCUCUCGACGACAAUCAAGAAAGCAAGAACGUCUCGCAUAAUGGAAGGUCCGGAUGGUAGGACAGUGGCCGAUACUGAUGGAGCUGGCAGAAGAGAUCCAAACUCCCAAGGUAUGGAAGAGCGAGAUGGCGAUAGCAACCGGACCGAACUCAUGUACAGCGGUAGCAACGGCAUCACCCUGGAUGACAUCCCGAGGAUUGUUGCUGCUGAGCAGGCUAAGGAGCAGCGCCCGAAUGCGUACAAGCACGCCCGACAUGAGCUUUUCCGGACUUCGAUCACUGGGGAGCCCAAACUUCUUAGUACCCACCAGCGAAGUACUUCCGCUGGCCAUCCUCUCGAUCUCGCUGCAGCAGGAGACCCAUCCAUGCAAGGGCAACCAAGAAGAAGAUAUUUCUCGGAGCUUUCUGCCCUGGAGUAUUUCAUUAUUCGUCAUGUGGCAGUCAUCGCGAUGCAGCCUUUGCUAGAAGGUCACUUCACAAUGGAAGAGCUCCUGAAUCUGAUCGAAACUAGAAAGGCGACAUUCUGGACCAAGGUUGGCAAGGCUCUGAAGACCGACGCCAAGAAAGGUUCAAAGAAGAAGGGGGUGUUCGGCGUACCUCUCGAUGUCAUCAUCGACAGAGAUGGAGCGGAUUCGACCGAGGGCGUCGGUGCCACAGCGCUACGUAUUCCUGCUCUAGUCGAUGAUGCCGUUACAACGAUGCGCAAGAUGGAUCUGUCGGUGGAAGGUGUUUUCCGCAAGAACGGCAAUAUUAAGCGGCUAAACGACACUUCGGCAAUCAUCGACAAAGAUGGCUGUGAAGCAGUCGACUUCUCGAAGGAGAACGUCGUGCAGAUUGCGGCCCUGCUCAAGAAAUACCUCCGUGAGCUUCCAGAUCCGCUGCUCACCUUCAAGCUGCAUCGACUCUUCAUCACAUCUCAGAAGAUCACAGAUGAGGACAGGCGUAGACGAGUACUCCAUCUUACAUGCUGCUUGUUGCCAAAGGCACACAGAGACUGCCUGGAAGUUCUAUGUGCGUUCUUCAACUUUGCCGCAUCUUUCCAUCAGGUGGAUGAAGAGUCAGGUUCAAAGAUGGACACCCAUAACCUGGCCACCGUCAUCGCCCCUAACAUUCUCUACACAAACGCCAAGACGCCUGCUGAUGAUCAUUUUCUGGCUAUUGAAGUCGUCACUACGCUCAUCGAGUACAACGAGCAAAUGUGUGAAGUUCCUGAAGAUUUGCUGUCGAUUCUCAGUGACCAGACUCUGUUUAAUAAUCCCGGUGAUAUCACUACGAAGGAAAUCCUCAAGCGUUAUGGAGAUCUUGGCGCAAAUGGUGGACCACGGCACACUGUAGAGACUCAGUCCUCGCCUCUCGGCACAACCAAGGACGGCGGUGGAAGGGCAUUGGCACCUGUCGUGCACCGUGUCGAGGCUGAAUCUUCCCAGGCUCACGCUUACCAGAAGGAAAGCAGCGCCCGACACGUUCAAGAUCCUGCUGCACCAUAUGCCUCAAGUUCGAAUCAGAACACUCCACCCCAACAAUGGCAAGGCCCGGAUCUAGAGCACCCAUCCAUGUUUGUCCAACAACGCAGCGGUACGCCCGAUAGCCAGCACGGGCAACGCCGAGAGUACCGCACCUCACGGUGGGUUCCCCCUCCGAACGGCUCAGUUGGCGUCACUGGAGCUAGCUGA